Molecule: messenger RNA, 879 nt
Organism: Cylas formicarius (sweet potato weevil)
Lineage: Eukaryota; Metazoa; Arthropoda; Insecta; Coleoptera; Brentidae
Gene: c12.1
Product: protein CWC15 homolog
Exons: 3
Coding region: 179-829 (216 amino acids)
Biological process (GO): mRNA cis splicing, via spliceosome
Cellular component (GO): catalytic step 2 spliceosome
Molecular function (GO): RNA binding
Source: RefSeq, a predicted model, not a curated record
AAUUGUCCAUAGCACCAAAUGAAAAAGAAAGAAUUUGACUGUAUAGCCGAAGAAAAUCGACCACCAGAAAUAAACUAUAGAGAUGUUUGUAUUCUGUGAUUGAUGUCUACAACUCUCUCUAUAUCUAUGGCUUUUCAUGACAAACAGGAUUUUAUUUUAAUAGGGUUAGGUAAGGAAUAUGACUACAGCAGCCAGACCAACAUUUGAACCCGCUAGAGGCGGCACAGGUAGAAAUGAAAAAGACUUAAGUGCUAUUUCACGUCAAUAUUCUAGUCGCGAUUUACCAAGUCAUACGAAAUUGAAAUACAGAGAACCAUUUCAAGGAACACAAGAGGAAAAUCGGUCUCGAGAUUUCCGUAAAGAAUUAGAUGAAAGAGAAAGGGAAAAGAGACCUGCUACCAGAUCAAAUGAACAUAGCAAAAGAGUUAAAUUAGAUCAAGUACCUGCAGCAAGUUUAGAUGCUGAUGAUCCAUUAGAUCAUGAUGAUGAUUCUGAUACAAGUGAAGAUGAAGAUGACACGGAAGCAUUGUUAGCAGAGUUAAACAAAAUCAAAAAAGAAAGAGCUUUGGAACAAACCAAAAAAGAGAUAGAAAGACGUCAGGAAGAAGAACGAAUUCGAAUGGAAAAUAUUUUGAGUGGAAAUCCUUUGCUGACCCAUUAUUCUUCAGGUGGAACAAAGACUGAUCAUAAAGUCAGAAGAAGAUGGGAUGAUGAUGUUGUCUUUAAGAAUUGUGCAAAGUCAGAGCCAGAAAAAAAGACAAAUGUUUUUAUAAAUGAUUCCCUUCGAUCAGAAUUUCAUAAAAAGUUUAUGGAAAAGUAUGUUAAAUAAUUUUUUGAAAUAUUUUAAAUUUGGAAUUAAUUAUAAUAUCUAUUAUAUUA